AUGAAAUUGCUCAUAUGGCCACGUAGCAUCCACAAAGUACUAAACUAGGACGUUGCGGCGACCACAAACCACCGGAAAACACGCACUCUAUGUAUUUGGGGCAUUCGGCGAGACACACCGCCGGACAGAGGUUCCAUGCAAUGUGAUCAUCGGAUGCGCCAUGCCUGUUCCUCUCUCCCAUAUCGCUCCUGUUUGGCAGGGCCGUGCUCAUCGCAACAAGGUCCUGCACUUGCCUUUUCGACUCGACUCGACUCGACUUGGCUGUCUAAAUAACUUCAGCCCAGAUACAGCUGGUGUUCCCAACCUUCUGCCCUCUGCCACCCCACAAUCCAAGCACCUUUCUCAUACGAGUCAACAUCUCCCUGCUCUGCCCCGAUGUCGCCCACGACUAUCAUCACGCUCUCGUCCAGCACGGAUCAGAUCGAGAAGGAGGCGAAGAAAGACGUCGCAGCUGCAUUCCCGGACGAGGCCUCCAAGGAGAAGGCAGGACAGGACCUGAGUAAAACCCUCAACGAUCCAGAGGUGAAGAAGAGGGCGUACGAAGAUGUCAAGAGUCUCGCAAAGACGAUCCGCGAGAUCAGGGCCGGGUUCGUCAAGGUCGCUGGAGACUUUGUCGGCUUUGACGCUGCCGAAUUCAAGGACAAGAACGGAACUGUCAUCCAACUUGGCAAGAAGUGGCGGCCGUACAUACAGAGGUUUGAUGAUACGCUUCAAUACAGUCUGCAGCAAGCGACCGAGGCCGUCGUCAUGAUGAAGAGUACGUCCUUCAUUUCAACUGUCCUUAUGACCUUUCUGACGCUGCUGCAUACUGCAGGCAUCAACUCGGUGUUGGGCGCAGUCACUCCGGAUCUCGGGAGCGACCUGCGCGUAGAGCUCGAAAGCUUUAUGGAGCAAUUGAAGAAAAAGGAGGGCCAGGCGAUCCUCGUCAAAGGGAAGUUUACCCAGCUCGCGGACGAUGUCCGCAUUUUCAUGAAGGAGGUCGACGUCGCGCUCGACAAGGCGGAGGAGGCUAUCAAGAUCGACCUUGAGAAGGCCCAGAACCGUCUGAGCGAUCUUAAACAGCAACUUGAGGAUCUUGAAGCCAAGAUCAAAGCCCUGACCAUCGCGACUGUCUCUGAGGUGGUUGCUGGCGUUGGCGCAGCGGCGGUAGCUAUCUUCACACUCAACCCAGUCGCUAUCUUCGCUUCAGUGGGCUCGUUCAUUGCGGCCAUCGGCACCGGGAUCGCCCUUGCGAAGGCAAAGAAAGAGAAAGAAAAAUGUCAGGAGGAGAUUGUGAAGGUAAACAAGGAGAUCGAGUACUUGCAAGAACGACAGGAGCUGCUUAAGAAAUAUCGCAAGAGCCUGGAGGAAAGCAAGAACACUAUCAGCGAGGUCUCUACCAAGAUCGAGACCAUUGCCAACAUUUGGAAUACGAUCAACCUGGAUAUGCAUGCGCUUCACACAAGCCUGCACGAGAACAUCGCGGACGGCCGUCCCAUAACAAAGUUCUUCAUCGCGAAGCUCGGGGUGGCAAAGGAUAUCUACAGCCACCUGAUCUUGCUUCUCGAGACGUAUGUCGAGGAGGUCCGGGCGGUUAACAAGAACUGAUGGGUGGAGCUGUGUGCCCGUGUCAAAGCUCCCGAUCUUAGUGCGCAUCUGUUUGCGAUUGUAGGGUGGUUUUGUGAUUGCUCCGGUUUCGAAUUGUUUGUUCUUUACUGUUGCCGCUCGCGCUUCAGCACUGGCGCCGUGUGAUCCGUAAAAAAAUCAGGCCAGGGCGUGAUU
Molecule: messenger RNA, 1761 nt
Organism: Laetiporus sulphureus 93-53
Lineage: Eukaryota; Fungi; Basidiomycota; Agaricomycetes; Polyporales; Laetiporaceae
Exons: 9
Coding region: 376-1587 (403 amino acids)
Source: RefSeq, a predicted model, not a curated record